Protopterus annectens (West African lungfish) is the source of this 4921-nucleotide messenger RNA. RefSeq names its product SHC adaptor protein 3 (gene SHC3). Gene Ontology annotation, biological process: intracellular signal transduction; cell surface receptor protein tyrosine kinase signaling pathway. The coding region runs from base 749 to 2635 and encodes 628 amino acids. The record is from RefSeq and is a predicted model, not a curated record. Lineage: Eukaryota; Metazoa; Chordata; Ceratodontiformes; Protopteridae. Gene Ontology annotation, cellular component: plasma membrane. The transcript has 12 exons. Gene Ontology annotation, molecular function: receptor tyrosine kinase binding.
GAAAAUUUUCAUAGCAGCAUAUAUGAGUGGGAAAUUGCAUAAAUAAGGCUCCUUCUCUUUCCUUUCAGUAGGCAGAGUGUGGCAGAAUAUUUUUCAUUGUUCCCCCACCUCCUUUUUUUUUUUUUUGCUGUAGUGGUUUGAUGUAUCAUUUAAUCCUUUGAGGUUUGCAUGUGAGGGUUUGAUACAUCCUAUACAACAGGUAAAAUUGGCAACAAAAUGCAGAUGAAAACGAAUAUGAUUUUGAUAAAAACUGUUUACUUUUACUCCCACCACCACUAAAUAAAAAAUAAAUCUAAAGGUUGGGAGGAAAUAUCUGUUUGUGGAGACUGGAAAGGGAAAUAUGAGAAUUGAUUGGUUCUAGUAUGCUGUAAGUGGGUGGAUUUUUUUUUUUUUUUUUGCAACAGGAAGUGAUUUGCAGUGUUCAGUGAGCCUUUUGUUGAAAAGGGUCUUCUCUCAUUUGUGUGAGUCAUGCUUUUGCUGUAAGCGGCUUGGCAUCUCUAAGCAGGAGUUGGAUCUUUCUCAGAGAAAACUGUUACUUCAUUCGUCUUCUCCAUCAGUAAAUGUGGAAUGUCAGUGAUAUAUCUGUAUUAUAUAUGCAUUUACAGAUGCUCUAUAGACAGCAUAUGACUUUUAGCAGAUUUGGAGUAUCUGCCCUCAGCAUAAUGAAACAUUUGUUAUGAUAGGGCAGGUGCUUUAUGAAUUGGCAUCAGGCUUGCCAGAACAUAUGCAGGAAGCUAGAUAGAAGGGCAUGCUUCACCGUACAAAGUAUAACCGCUUUAGGAAUGAUUCCGUGACAUCAGUUGAUGAUCUUAUACACAACUUGUCCAUGAGUGGCAAGGUCUCGGCUGUUACUACGACCUCCGCUGUGCCCACUUACAUGACCUCGACUGAGGUACUCAGCAAGGACCAUGAAGAUGGACCCAACACCAUUUGCACCUUUAUCCACAAAGUGUCAAACUUAAAACUCACCAGCACAGGGAGUCUUUUGGGAAUCAAAAACUUGUCAUCUGCAGUGAAAGAGCUGGCUGUUUCCAAACUACAGGGCAGCUCUGGUGCUACGACUUCGGCAGCUGGAGCCUCAGACAACACCUGUAACCUUGUUUCUGCUUCUGCAUGUUCUCAACAGGACGUGUCUAAGAUGAACACGGUAAAAAAGGCAAGGUCAGUGGAAAUGCAGCUGGGAGGUGAGGACUGGAAUCCCAGUGGUAGUUUCUUCAGUAAGCCCUCCCGAGGAUGGCUUCACCCGUGUGAGAAGAUCCUGGGACCUGGUGUGACGUACGUUGUGAAGUACCUGGGAUGUAUUGAAGUUUUAAGGUCCAUGAGAUCCCUUGAUUUCAACACUAGGACGCAGAUAACAAGGGAAGCUAUUAGCAGAGUAUGUGAAGCUGUACCAGGCACCAAAGGAGCAUUUAAGAAAAGAAAGCCACCAAGCAAAGCUUUGGCCAGUGUUUUAGGCAAAAGCAAUCUUCAGUUUGCAGGCAUGAGUAUUACAUUAAACAUUUCCACUAGCAGUCUCAACCUGAUGACCCCAGACUCCAAGCAGAUUAUUGCAAAUCAUCAUAUGCAGUCUAUUUCGUUUGCAUCUGGUGGUGAUCCGGAUACCACAGACUACGUUGCAUAUGUAGCAAAGGAUCCAGUGAAUCGAAGAGCAUGCCAUAUUUUAGAAUGCUGCGAUGGCUUGGCUCAGGAUGUUAUCAGCACAAUAGGACAAGCAUUUGAACUUCGGUUUAAGCAAUACCUACAAUGUCCAUCCAAGCUUCAUGCACUUCAUGACAGGUCGUUAAGCUUAGAUGAUGUUCUCACAACAACAGACGAAGGGGACAUACUGGAGCAUCAAUAUUACAACCGAAUUCCGAAUAAGAUGCCCCCACCUGGUGGAAUAAUAGAUGCAAGAACGAACUGUAUACCCUCAAGUCCUGUAGACAUAGCUCAGUCACCAUCAGUACCUGGACAAGAGCAAAUAUACUAUCAGGGUCGUUCUCAGAGAGAGAAUCUUGGGGAUGAAUGGCGACAUGCACCUAUCCGACAAGAUUCCUUUGACUUGUACAGUCCAACAGAAGUGAAGCCACAGCUGCCUGAACCAAGGGAAUUGCCAAGUUAUGUCAACACGCAGACCAUAGAUGUACAGAAUUUGGUAGCUCUUCAAGAUAUCACAAAUGCAGUCAGCCCGAAACUACAGUCCACCAAGGAGAGUCCUAGAAAAGACAUCUUUGACAUGAAACCUUUUGAGGAUGCUCUGAAGUGUCAGCCUGCUCGGCCUCUUCUAAAUAAAGCUGCCUCUGCUGACAGUCCCAUUUUAGCCAAAGCAGCUGCAGUCACAAUACAAGGGGAGCUGAUGGCAGAGCCCUGGUAUCAUGGAGAGAUGAGUCGCAAAGAAGCAGAACAUUUGUUAACAAGGGAUGGUGACUUCCUGGUUAGGUCAAGUGCCACCAACUCUGGCUGCUAUGUGCUGACUGGCAUGCAGAAUUCUCUGGUGAAGCAUCUUCUCUUGGUAGAUCCAGAAGGAACAGUUCGUACUAAAGACCACAUAUUUGAGAACAUUAGCCAUCUUAUCAACUAUCACCGUGAGAAAAAUUUGCCUAUUGUCUCUUCUGGUAGUGAACUCUGCCUGAAACAACCCGUUGACAAAAAAUAAUUUUUAACAAACUUUGUUUGGACUAACCGGAGCAGAUGCUGCACCUGCAAAAAUCAGUGAAUUCAAAAAAUGGAUUGAAGAUGAGUGUGCAAGUAUUCAUUCAAGAGUUCCUUUUCUUAUUUUCAAAAUAAUGUGCCAAUUGAAAUAUUUUCAAACCAACAGAUGCUGUGGCUACAAAAGAAAAAGAAUUGACAAAAUGUUUUCAUAGCUCUUUUUACAAAACACCAGUGGUCAUACAAUGUUAAAUUUUGAAAGUAUAUAUUUUUAAAGAUGAAAACAAUGAAAAGUGUAGGACAUUCCCUGUUUUUACUAAAUAUCCUAAAAUAUAAAAAUUGUGAUUAUAUGAAGAAAAGGCUGCACUUUUUCACAUAGUAACUGAGGAUACUGAUGCCAGAUUAAAUUAUAUAGUUUUAAUGAAAAAGCACAAUAUAUAGGGCAAGACGAAGGAUGUGACAAUUUUGAGUAAAUGACUUUUAGCAGUUACCUUUUUAACAGUGUAGUUGAAAUUGAAAAUACUCUCUACUACUGUAGGUGAUUUGAAAUUAGUUUAUAUGAAUUUUAUCUGUCUGAUGUAAAAUCUGAAAUGUUUAUGUAUAAAUAGUAACAUUUGUAAUUUAAUUAUGACCUGUGUUGAAUUGCAUUUGCAAAGUAUGCUCACUGAGUAGGGUUAAACAGCAUGAAUCUUCAGCAAAUGGUAGAUUUAGGAGUACAGUUUCACAUCAGUUUGUCUACUGAAUGGGUGAGCAGAGCACCCCUAUAGUAUGAGUCAGAUAUGAAAAUAAUGCUCAAGUUUAGGUAGUGAAGUCAAAUUUUAUGGCCAGUCUCUGAACUAAUCUGAAGCACUAAGAGGGUGGAAUAGUGAUGGAAAAUAAACUGGAAGGUACUGGAGGGGGAACUGUGCAUCACUGGUGCAUAAUGAAGUCUAGUCCUUUAUAUUCCUAAGAAGAAAACUCAGGAGAUUCAAGGGUACAAGACCCUAAAUAGCUCCAUACAUGAAACAUGCUUAACGUGGCUCUCCUUAUAGUUUUGUAAUGUAUCCUAAAUUACUAUGUAUUACUUCCAGGUAGAUAACUUUUUUUAGUUUUGAAAUUAAGUAUGUUACUGUAUUCCUUAACAGUUUUGUAAUGUUUUAAUACUAGUGAAGAAUGGAGUCAUAUGACAUGCUCGUUGACAUAUGCUAAAACAGCAUUAAAAGAUGGAUGGAAUUCAGUAAAAAUGCAUGGUUCUUUCAUAUUGUAUUACGUAAUUCUGAGUUUUAAUGAAGAAAAAAAUGCAUGAUUAGUAUUUACUGUGCUGUUGUAAUAAUCUGUUCAACCAGCUGAAAAAGAGUCCUGUAGCACAGAUGAAUAAUUUUAGGCUCAUUAAAUACAACCUAUUACUGCCUAUACUGUUCCCACUAGAAUUAAUUCUUGGUGAGUAUUAAUGCACAUGUACACACAAGUAUGAAAUAAUUAAAAAAUAAAAUCAUCAUUAAUUUGACAUUGAAUUUAACUGCAAAGUUGUUCAAACUCUGGAUUAUAGAAUUAGACCAACUGCUCUUAAUUCAUUAUAAGUGUAGGAUUUAUAAAAUGAUAGUGACAAUAUGUGGUAACCUGUAUGUAAGAUAAUUAAAAUUAUAUAUUGGGAUCAGAAAGACACUGAAAUGGAAUAUUUAAAGAUAGUCCAUUUCAUAAGCUGGACUUCAGGCUUCUAGUAAUAAAAUGUCCUAUUCACUGUCAAGUACAGAAUGUUAAUAAACUGAUUUAUACCUGUCAGUAAUUAAAUUUAUCUUGCAGUGAACUGCAAUAGUUUUUACAUGUUAAAUGGGUGGAAGAUGUGCAUACAUUUACUCCUGAAUGGCCACAUUUAAUCCCAAAGACAAGCGUGAAAAAAGAUUCACAAGUCAGGGAGCAUAAAUAAAUAUUUCAAAUAUAUAGUCAAAACUGAUUUUCUCUGUGAAUAUGUCUCACACAUAAAUCAUAUGCCGCUUAUACUGAUGGCAUUUUAAGUUCUGUAUUACAUAAGUAGAGAUGUAUAGUCACUGGUAUACUUUGAUGGCCAAGGCAAACAAGCCACAAGGAUGCCUUUUUUUUAGGAGAUAUGUCACAUGCUGAAAUGCAUAAAAAUGCCAUGAUAAUAUGGAAGGGCAAUAUGCUGUUUUAGUUCAUUCUUUGCUCAAAAUCACAAAUAUGUUUGCAUGUUCAUUGUAGUAAAUCUUUUAUUUUCAUAUUUAAUCAGGAUGGUGCAGUAGCCAACGCUGUCACCUCACACCAAGAGGUUCUCCGGUUCGAUUCUCGGCUGCGGUGC